Molecule: messenger RNA, 357 nt
Organism: Akanthomyces muscarius
Lineage: Eukaryota; Fungi; Ascomycota; Sordariomycetes; Hypocreales; Cordycipitaceae
Exons: 5
Coding region: 1-357 (118 amino acids)
Source: RefSeq, a predicted model, not a curated record
AUGUACAGUAUGGUCACCAUGAUAAUUCAGAUGCUAGAAUAUAACAAAUGCAUGUUCACGCAUAGUGCUGACUCAGAUUCGCGUAGUGUCCAUUGGCUGGCUGCGGUCACUGGUUUGGUCGGUGGAACUGCGCCGACCGAGGGAUGCCACACUGUGUCUGGCACGGUGACUCAUGCUGGUGACCAUACCCCGCUGCUGAAAAGAGAUCCAGAGAACGAAAGAGUUGGGGGGACAAGGGUAUUUCGAAGAAUUAUGCUAAUCGGUGGUGAUGUUCAGAUCCUGCCGACUUCAGCUAAAAUCGACAUGUUGAGUAUUAUUUUUAGCCAAGAUUGCCGCAACGCCAGGUUUGGAUCAUAA